Molecule: messenger RNA, 381 nt
Organism: Plasmopara halstedii
Lineage: Eukaryota; Oomycota; Peronosporomycetes; Peronosporales; Peronosporaceae
Exons: 3
Coding region: 1-381 (126 amino acids)
Source: RefSeq, a predicted model, not a curated record
AUGAACUCAAGAGCCUACACUGCUAGUAACAGGAGUGGCGACGACUGUCCUCGGCUCUUAACUAGGGAUUUGCGGGGUCAAGGGCAGAAACCACGACCACAAAUUCAAAAGAAGGUGUGGGAGGGUGUCACACAUCAUGGAAAGUUAGCCCCUGGGGAGCCUAGUUUCGUUUGCCGAUGUUAUGAGCCGCAGAAGACUCCUCGUGAUGAACGCAAAUGCGCGAGGGGACAAAGACGUCAUGAGUGUCUGGUUAGACUCCGGCAUAUUCAGGAACCUUGUGUGCAUCUAGAUGGUCGCAAAUUUUUGCGACAGCUUGCCAAUAUUUCUACGAGGGAUCAAAGGGGUUUGCCAGUCCCGAUGAGACUGGCUGACGAUACUUAG